AGCCAAUGGGGUGGCGGCAGCUCGCUACGGUGUUGCGCGGCGCGGACACGUGGGCGGGCCGGGAGCCGGGCGCGGGGCUUGGCCGGGUGCUGCCCCGACGGCGCGGGGGGCCGGGGCCUUUUUGGGGUGUCAGGUCCCGUUUGGGGGGCUGGGACCUCUUUUGGGGGCCGGGUUCCGCCCGCAGGCCGGGUCCCGCUUGGGGCCACGCUGAGCGCUUGUCCGGCUGCCGGCACCCAGCCCGGGCCGGGGCUGCGUGGGGCUCGGGUCCUGCCCGGGAGCGGGGCGGCACCAUGGCCGAGGACAAGGCUGUCACCAUGGUCACCUGCACGGCCCCUGUCAACAUGGCCGUCAUCAAGUACUGGGGCAAGCGGGACAGCGAGCUGAUCCUGCCCAUCAACUCCUCGCUGAGCGUGACGCUGCACCAGGACCAGCUGAAGACCACCACCACCGCUGCCAUCAGCAGGGACUUCAAGGAGGACCGGCUGUGGCUGAACGGGGAGGAGGCCGACGCAGGGCACCCGCGGCUGCAGGCCUGCCUGCGUGAGGUGCGGCGCCUGGCCCGCAAGCGCCGCGGUGGCGGCACCGACGCGGCCCCGCUCAGCCUGGCCUACAAGGUGCACGUCGCCUCGGAGAACAACUUCCCCACGGCCGCCGGCCUGGCGUCCUCGGCGGCCGGCUACGCCUGCCUGGUGUUCGCCCUGGCCCGGCUCUACGGCGUGGAGGGCGAGCUCUCGGAGGUGGCGCGCCAGGGCUCGGGCAGCGCCUGCCGCAGCAUGUUCGGCGGCUUCGUGCAGUGGCACCGGGGCGAGCGGCCGGACGGCAAGGACAGCGUCGCGCAGCAAGUGGCACCCGAGACCCACUGGCCGGAGCUGAGGGUCCUCGUGCUGGUGGUCAGCGCCGAGAAGAAGCCGGUGGGCAGCACAGCGGGGAUGCAGACCAGCGUGGACACCAGCCCCUUGCUGAAGCACCGCGCAGAGGCCCUGGUGCCGGAGCGCAUCGCCUGCAUGGUGCGGCACAUCCGCGAGCGGGACUUCGAGGGCUUCGGCCAGCUCACCAUGCGCGACAGCAACCAGUUCCACGCCACCUGCCUCGACACCUUCCCCCCCAUCUUCUACCUCAACGACGUCUCGCGCCGCAUCAUCGCCCUGGCCCACCGCUACAACGCCCACCACGGCUGCACCAAGGUGGCCUACACUUUUGACGCCGGCCCCAACGCCGUGAUCUUCGCGCUGGCCGACACCGUGGCGGAGUUCGUGGAGGUGGUGAGACGCAGCUUCCCCCCGGCGCCCAACGGGGACCAGUUCGUGCGUGGGCUGCCCGUCGGCUCGGCCUCGCUGCCGGAGGAGCUGCUGUCUGCCGUGGUGCUGGAGCCGGUGCCGGGCGCCAUUCGGUACAUCCUGCACACCAAGCCCGGCCCCGGCCCCCAGCUCCUGGACGACCCCAGCCAGCACCUCCUGGGUGCGGACGGGCUGCCCCGAGGCAGCGCCUGAGCCCCCCGCCGCGGGGCCGUGCUCGUGGUGACGCCGCGAGGGACGGCGGCGACGCACCGCGGUUUGGGGGGCUCGGGGGGGGCUGCCCCACGGGUUUGAUGCCCUGCAUCCCAUCCCGGAGCAGGAUGUCCCCCCCCCCCCCGGGCCUGGUUUUUACUCUUUUGUAAGCAAAUAGAGCUUUUCCCCAGCCGCA
Molecule: messenger RNA, 1683 nt
Organism: Dromaius novaehollandiae (emu)
Lineage: Eukaryota; Metazoa; Chordata; Aves; Casuariiformes; Dromaiidae
Gene: MVD
Product: mevalonate diphosphate decarboxylase
Exons: 10
Coding region: 6-1490 (494 amino acids)
Biological process (GO): isopentenyl diphosphate biosynthetic process, mevalonate pathway
Cellular component (GO): cytosol
Molecular function (GO): ATP binding; diphosphomevalonate decarboxylase activity
Source: RefSeq, a predicted model, not a curated record